CAACUGUCGAGUCCUUGCGACAAUCCCGAGGUCUCUGAUUCCUAGCUUUCCCUGUUUCUCCAGAGGUCUUCCAUGCACUCACAUGACACACUGACCAGGUUUCUGGUUUCGGAAAUGCUUAGUUCGGAAAUGGGUCGGUGUCUUCUUUCCAACGGGUUGUCAUGACUUGACCAGAAGCUCACCGGAGCACGACCAUUAUAGGUUCCUUUUCAUCGCCAGGAACCAUCAUUCACCUACAGAGAGCUGCGAAUAUUUCGAACAGAAAUCUCAUUAUGGGAUCUCCAAGCCGUUAUCUAUAAAAAGUUCGCAUAUUCGACAGAAGAGGUGCAAGAGUGCGGAGGCGGAUUUAUAUACGUGGUUAUUUAUCGAUUCGGCUAUUCAACGCCUCGAGAAGAUGAGCAAAAGGAGGGGUAGAGCCUCCAAGACGGAGGCUAGCAAUGUUGCGAUUGCGGACAUAAACGACCCAGUGACGAACAUAUUGCGAGGGAUUUGGGAUAAAGGCAAGCAUGAUUCCUCGAGCCAACAAAACGACUGGAAGGAGUGGAUAAGCCUUGCCGAAAAGCAUCUCAAAUCCUCCACAACGCAAGCGACACGUCAGCACUCCUCAGCUGAUGUCAGACAACCCAAGCGAACCCGCAACAGCAAACCUUCAUCCAGCCGCGACGACAUUGAAAACCAAGACAUCUCUUUCAAAACUUCAACGGCCAUUUCCUUCACAACACAGCAGCUUCAACAGCUAUACCGCUACACCAAGCAAGCCAGCUCGCAACCGUUAGAGGCGACCCCAGCUGUUUCGUUACAGUUUCCGAACCCAUUUCCGAGGAAUGAAUCCGUUAAGGGGAAAGGCGGCGACGUGGUUAGUGCUCUCUUCGUCACACCUGCAGCAGCGGAGGAUAAGGAGAACCAGGAAGAUCACAGCCAGAUCCGACGAUCAACCCGUUCGCGAUCUACCCGAAAAGGCCUUGGUCCGGUUUCCCAGCCUUCCCCAGAUGCCCCUCCUUCAGGACCGCCUCCCAGCCGUCGAUCUUCCUCCAGAUCCCGGGGGACGAAGAUCCAACGGACGCAGACGGCUCCAUCCGAUGAGCUCGCGGAGAAGAUGGAACGGGUGCAGCUGGCGUUCAAGGCGAUGGAUGCUAACGAGGUGACUCAAAACGCGGAUAGAGGAGCAACGGCUGGUUCUGCUGAUCAAGUCUGCGCCGGCAACGUUGGCUCCCAGAGGGUUACUCCUGUGGAAGACACUGACAAGAUGGCAGACGCAGACAACACGGGAGAUCGACUGGGAUCAGAGGAUAAGGAAGCAGAUCGUCCCACGAAGCAGCAGAAGGGGAGAGGGAGAGGACGGAAGGUGUCGAAGCCUGCUUUGGCAAGCAUCCCUUCGGAUGCACCUGAAGAGGAGGACGCGGUAGCAGCUGAAGCUGCCAACGAAGUUGCUAUUGCGGAGGAGGCAGCAGGCGGAGAAGGUACGAUGGAAGUCCAGGAGGAGGUGGAGGAGGUUGUGGCCGCUGAGAAAACAGAGGUGGCCACGACUGACGUUCAGACUUCAACGGCCUUCAAACGUGGAGGCGCAAGGGGAAGCAAAGGCAAGAAGGCAACGGUUCCUGAAGCUGUUGAAGCUGUUGAUGAGACUAGGGAGGAAGUGACGGCGCCAGUUUGUGAGGCAGCGGCGAUAGACAGAGAGGUUGCGCCGGUUGUGGGGAGGCGAACCACUCGAGCCUCGGCCAGAGCUGCUGCGGCUGGUGGUGGUGGUGGUGGUGUUGCCAGCCAACUUGCGCCGGCUGCUGCGCAGCUGCCGCCUCUGCCUCGCCGGGGUCGACCAAGGAAGGCUCAGAAGGAAGCUGCCGUGCCUGGUAAGUUUUCGUCGCCCUACUCUUCUGCACUCCGUAUUCCAUUGCUGCCUUCUUGCAUCUGGAGCUCGCCUGUUGAUUUGCUUUCACUUUCUACCUGCGCAGAACCUGCUGAAGCUCCCCUGUCCGUCCCUGCUGAAACGACCCUGCCCGUCGAUCCGGCUCCAGUGAAAGCUCCCGCAGUGAAGAGGACGACGAGAGGUAGGAGGAAAGCAACAGAGGCAACGCCGGCAGCAGACAUUGGCAGCAGCAGUUGCAGUGGCUCGGACGCAGCUGCUGUGCCUGGAGAAGCGUCUCUUCACGUGAAACCUCCUCCCAGGAAGCUAGUAAAUGUGGCCGUUAGCACCGGUGAUGCCUCUGACUCUUCCUCCCCUGAACGUACGGCUAGUGCCUCAGCUGCUGCUGCUGCUGCGGAUGUUGCUGGUGGUGGUAAGACCAUUGGCGCAUGUGCUGUUGUGGCACAGCGGGAGUUUUCCAGCCAAAUGGGUGCUGAUGUAACGAACGAGAAGGAGCAGGAGGAAGCGAGGGAAGAGGAUGACAGCAUGGAGGUCAAUGAGGUGGUCGAAAUGGUGGCCGAAGAGACUGCAGUGGCGGCUGCAGUACCUGGAGAAGUGACGGAAGGGACAGAAGAGACGCCUUCUACUGCGGCUGCUGACGCAGAUGGUGCUGUAGCAAUGGCUGCUGAAGUUGGUGCUGCUGAUUUAACGGCUGGUGAUGCAGGCAAUGCUGCACCAUCGGCUGCUGAUGCUCGAGAAGCCGAUCUUGUUUGCGCAGCUGCUGAUGCACAUGCUUCCGCACAAACGGCUGCUGGUGCCGACGGUGCUGCACAAAUGACAGCUGAUGCUUGCGCUGAUGAAAUAGAUCUUGUCUCUGUCCUCUCUGACUCCACUAGUGGUGAUGCCACUGGGGACACUGGGGCCGACGGUCAGGAGGUCACUGGGAACUUCCAGCAUGCGGAGUUUGCGGACCUGAGUGAGCAAAUGGUGGGUGGUGAUGAAGACGCGACCAUGCUGCAAGCAGCGGACAUUGGUGUGGAGGUGUCAGCAACCGGUCAACAUGCGGAGCUUGGGGACCUUAGUAGUGAGCCAAUGGAUGGAAAUGAUGAUGCGGGCAUACUGAAAGCGGACGACACUCCAGCCGCCGUUGCUGCAGAGGAGACAGAGGAAGGGGCAGCAGUUGAGAUCAAGUCAGAAGGUGAAGCUGAGGCAUUGAUGGAAGUCGAGGAGAGGGAUCGCGUGCGAGUAGCAGCUUCUGCUGCUGAGGUGACUGAGGAAGGCGAAGUGGACACUGUUAAGUGCCCUCAUGCGCCUCAAGUAGGCGAAGGUGAAGAAGUUGAGGAAGCUGAGGAAGCUGAGGAAGGCGAAGUGGUCGCGGCUGAGUGCCCUGUGGCGCCUCAAGACACGGAAGCUGGGGAAUACCAAGCAGGUGCUGCAGAGUGUGAGGAGGAGAAGGCAGCGUGUGCUGCUGAGCUGGAAGUUUUGCCUACCGCGGAGCCUAGCAAGGCAGCUACACCGAAGCGGGACGUGAAUGGCAGCUGUGUGGUCGGAGUGCUGGAAUUCGCAAUGGGAGCAGCUGACAAGCUCGUGACUCCGACGCAGGGUGACGUAGCCCUUGUACCUGAGGAGGCUGUAGCAGCAGACGACAUUGUCGCGCCAGAGGAAUCUGUAGCAGGAUUGGCGGAGAGGGCUGAGGGAGAGCGGGAGGAGGAGGUCGAGGAGGAGGAGGAGAAGAAGGUAGAGGAGGAGGAGGAGGAAGAGGAAGCAAUGGAGGGUGUAGGCACGGAGGUAGACAUGGGUAUCAAAGCAGGGGAUGAGGAGCAGUGCAUUGAGGAAGAAGAAAUGGGUGGUACUGGUGCAGAGGGUGCCUCGCACUUAGAAGGGAUAACGGAGGAGAAGCUAGUGUCGAGAAUAGACGAAGGCGAGGAGGAGGGUUCUGGAAGGACAGAGCCUUCCAACGCUGAUGCUGCCCUUAUGGAAACGCCCGAAGCUGACGCUUCUGUGUUACAAUCGCCUAAAGCUGACGCUGGCCUGUUAGAAUCUCCUAAACCUCAGGAGGCUGCUGGAGAAGGUUCUUCACCACAGGCCACCAUCCUAGUGGAAGAGGAGCUUCUAGAGAACAGGGAAGCGAGAGGAGGAGAUGACGGAGAGAGUGAGGCUGAAGACAUGGAGAUUGAGGAGGAAGAGGGGGUGGAGGGGGUGGCUGCAAGGGCCGUGACUGAAUAUGACGAGGAGUUGGAUGCGGUGGAAACUGCGGGUUCAGGAGGAGCAGAGGAUUUGGAAGCAGUAGAGGCGCCAGAAGCGUCCGAAGGUUCUCUGGAGGUGGUAGAGGAGCCAGGAGCGUCAGAGGGAUCAGAGGCAGCAGAACUACUGGGGGAAGUAGAGGCGCCAGAAGCGUUCGAGGGAUCAGAGGCAGCAGAACCGCUGGAGGUUGUCGAGGCCAUAGAGAGCAGCCCAGGCUCGGUGGGUGAGCCAGUUGGCGCACAGGCAGGAGAUGAGGCGCUGCACUGGGACGAUGAUCCAGCGGCUGAGGAAGAGCAGCAACGGGAAAUGGGGAGGCAAGAGCCGCAGGAGGAGAAGGAAGAGGAGGCGAGAGUGGAUGUAAGCGUAGAGGGCGUGAGGGAGGAGAGGGAGGAGGAGGAGGAGGAGGAAGCACAAGUGAGUGAAGGCAUGGUUCAGGACGGCAGUGAGCAAGCACCAGACGAAGAGCACGCAGCUGUUGGGGAAAAGGGGUUGGAUUCUAAGGUGCUGGAUUUUGCUGACAAAAGCUUGGAUGUGGAACAGGCAUGCUCAAGCCCGAGCUGUGGGAGGGAAGAGAAGACCAUCCAUGGCUUCGCUUUUGACACGGUAGAGCAAACGUUCCACGGGUUUCCCCUGGAGAGAGAGGAGCACACCAUCCAUGGGCUCCGGGUGCUCCGCAGUAGCAGCAGGCUAGCGGCUAGCACAAGGAAAUCUCCCGCUGCUAGUGCCGGCAAAGCGACACGCAGCCGGACAAGGGGUAAGGCUAAUAACGCGUACAGUACAGCCAGUGCUGCUCGGACUGGUAGGAGAAGGGGUCGACGGCAGGUUGUGACUGACUUGGAUGAAGGCGCUGCUUCUCUUAGCUUCGCUGCUGCAGGGGCUCUCAUGGAGGAGGCUGGUGGGGAAAAGGCUGAUGCUGCUGUGGAUACUUCUGAGGCGCCUCCAAAGUCACCUGAUGCUGCUGUGGUGGAAGUGCCGUGUGAGACGGACGAGGAGGUGGUGGAGGUGGGAGCGACGGUGAAGGAAGGGGAGACGGAGGAAGAGGUGGAGAAGGAUGAGAGGGAGGAGACGCUUCACGGGAGCGGGAAGAGGCUGAAGUUGGGAGGCCAGGAGCUGCCCAGGAGGGUGGUGGGAAGGAGGGUCGAGACUGAGCAGGGGGGAAAUGUUGAGGUUGUGGCGGAGAGGAGCCAGGAGAAAGAGGAGCCUGGGAGAAGCAUGAAGGUUGCUGAGGCUCAAGAAGAUUCCGGGGCUACAGCUUAUAGUGAGGACGGGGAUGGUGAGGAGAAGGCUGGUGAGGCUAAGGGAGCUCCAGGCAGGACGAACUGUGUGCUGACUCGGCUGAGAGCGCAGGGCGCUGCUGCUGCGUUUGCAGGCGCAUGCUCUGGGAGGGGCGUUGAGGAAGGGAAGAGCAGGGCGGAGGGGGAUGAGAUUCUGCAGCAGCUGCGGAAUAAUGGCAGGAUGAAGCGACUGAGAGGGGCGGGAGGUGUGGUGGGUGCAGGUGGAGGAGGAGGAGGGUUUUUUGCCGAGUUGAGAAACGCCCUGGCUAGGCGCAGAGGGAGUGAGGAGCAGGAGGAGGGGGAGGAGGAGGGGGAAGAAAGGGAGGGAGAAGCGAUGGGAGAUGAGACAGGUGGAAAGAAGGGUGAAGACGGACUUGCAGAGACGGAGAGUGACAGGGAGGAACAGGAGGGGGGGUUUGCUUCGGGAAGCGGUGGCUUUAUUCGGAAUAUGAGCCGUGAGACUGAGAAGGUCGAGGUUCAAGCAGCCGUUGAGCAGACUCCUGGAGAGGAGAAAGGUCCUAUGCUGGCGCCAGAGCUUGAUACGAGGGAGGAUGAGAAAGAAUUCGAGGAUAGGGAUGAGGGAGAGGGAGAGGAGGGAGGCAAGGAGGGCGAGGGGUGGAAGGAGGCUGCGGCACUGGCGUGUGCUGAGGAACCUUGGCAGGGGGAUGGGAGAGAACAGGAGGAGGAGGAAGAGUUAGAAGAGGAGGCACCUAAGGAGGGAGAGGAGGAGGGAGAGGAAGAAGAUCUGGAGGAGGGAGAGGAAGAAGAUCUGGAGGAGGGAGAGGAAGAAGAUCUGGAGGAGGGAGAGGAAGAAGAUCUGGAGGAGGGAGAGGAAGAAGAUCUGGAGGAGGGAGAGGAAGAAGAUCUGGAGGAGGGAGAGGAAGAAGAUUUGGAGGAGGAGGAGAUCGAGUGGAUGGAUGGUCAGUGCCUGGUAGCUGAAGGAGACAAAGGUGCUUGUGAUGAGGCAGAGGCUAAAGGCCCUUGGGAUGCUGAUGCUGCUGCCAUUGAUGAUGUGGAUGCUGCAGCUGAUGACAUGGAUGUUGAUGCGGAUGACGUGGAUGCUGCAGCUGAUGAUGAGGCUUGCGAGGGACAUCGGGACGAGAGCCAUGAUGGAAGGGAUGGGGAUGAUGGGUGUGAUGGGAACGAUAGAGAUGAUGAUGAAGGGGAGGAGGAUGUGUGUGCAGGGGAAAGAGAGAGCUUCCUUUCAGCAGCUGAUGAGCUGCAGAAGGAAGGAGGAGAAUGUGUUGCCAUGACGAGCGACAAGGAGGAGGGGGAAGAGGAAGUGGAGGAAGAGGAGGCGAAUGAGGAAGAAGAGGAAGAGGAGGAAUUGGAGGAACAGAGCAAGGAGCAGGAGAGCGAGGCGGUAGACCAGGGUGCUGAUGCUGAUGCCGAUGCGGAUGCGGAUGUGGAUGUGGAUGCAGAUGCGGAUGCUGCGGAUGCUGGUACCCCUCAUACCAUGGAUGCUGUUGAUGGUGGAGCUGAAAGGAAGGACGACCAUGUCUCUACAGCCACAGAAAGUUCCAUUCCACAGGCAUUCAGAACCCCCGCGCUGUCGAACCUAGUCAGCAGGCUUCCAAGCUCCACCUCAGGACUCCAAACCCCGGCCUUCGAGCCAGAAUUGAGAUCAGCAGUCAACUGCGCCUCACAGGCUGAGAGUUCUGCUGCACAGCAAGCACUACCAGUACCAGGGUCAGUAGCAGGGUCAGCAGCAGCAUUUUCUUCUGCCUCAAGAUCCAGGAUAGUGGGCCAAGGAGGGAGGAUCGUAGGAGCCUCUCGGAUUCUGGGUGGGGGGGUCAUUACAGGAGGGGUGAAACCAGCUGUUGGUGCUGGCAAUGCGGCUGGCAGCGGUGUUGGGGCGAGUGACGGAAGGAGUGUGGUGGGUGGUGCAGGGAGCACUGUAGCAGCAGCAGUAGGGGCAGCAGGAGCAGUGGGAGGAGGAGUAGCACCAGGAGCAGUUGUAGGACCGCGGUUUGCGUCUUCAAUCACGUCGUUUGUGUCUCUGAUUAAGAAGGCCCAACCGGCCCCACCCCCUCCUGCCUCGGGUAAGCAGGCUGUCCAGGUGAAGGCGCUAGCAGCAGCUGAGGCAGCAAGGCUGGAAGCAGAGCAGAAGGCAGAGGAGAGGCGGCAGAGGCGAAUCGCGCUGGAGAAACGGCGAGAGGAGCGAGGAAAAGAGAAAGCGGAGGAGAAAGAUGGCGUUUCAGGGGCAGGAAGGGGUGCGGCAGGGCGGAAGGUGCUGGAGCGAGGGGUUGCAGAUCACCCCCCUGCAACUCCUAGGGGCUCUGGUAGAGUGAGUGUGGCUGCUUCUGGUGCUGCGGAGGAGAGGGGAACGGGUGUUAAGAGCAGAAUGGGGCGGAAGGUAGAGGUGGGGGUGAGUGAGAGUGAGGGCGUGCAAGGGAAGGUGCAGAAGGCGAUGCAGGCAAGGAAGGAAGCGGAGGAGGAGAAGACGAGGAAGGAGAGGGAUGAGAUGGAGAGGGCGAAGGUAGGGGAGAAGAGGAGGCGAGUGGAAGAGGCGGCGAAGGCCAAAAAGGAGAUGGAGGAGAAAGCGAGGCAAGAGCUUCUGGAGAAAGAGCGGCUGCGGAAGGCCAAGGAGGAGGAAGAGAGGGCCAAGAAGGCAGCAGAGGAAGAGGCAAAGCGGCAGAAACGGGCUGAGAGGGAGAGGGAGGCCGAGAAGAGGAGGAAGGAGGAGGAGCAGCAGAAGGCGGCGAAGCUGGCUGAGAAGGAAGCGGAGAGGAAGAGGCGGGAGGAGGCAGCAGAGGCGGAGAAGAGGCGGAAGGAGGAGAUGGCUCUGCAGCACAGGAAGGAGCACAAGGAGAUGGAGAUGAGGAGAAUGCAGGAGGCCAGAAAUGGGGUGACGCAUGACCCAGCAGCAGCAGGAGCAGCAGGAGCAUCAACAGGAGGCCCUGUUAGCAGCGCACACACAUCUUCCCACCACCCCUCCAUCUCCAACCCUUCAUCCGCCGCCCCUUCCUUCACCUCCUUCCUCGUUCCAGGCAACCGCCCACCCAAGCUCUCGGGUGUUCUUGUAGGGGGUGGACUUGUAUCGAAAGGGCCUGGCAGUAGCAGCGUGGAUGUGAGGCUCAGUGAUCUGCGGUCGAAUCACCAGGCUGGCUGGAAAGCAAGCAUGAACAGUGCCAGGCCCAGUGGCGUGAACAGUGGGAGUAUGGCUGGCAAUUCUCGUCUCACCUCUGGGAUUGCAGGGCUGCAGAGUACUGGGAUCAGCACCCUUGGCAACAGUAACAGUAGCAACAGCCUGCUUAGUUCCAGCUGGGACGAUGGGAAGGGUGGCGUGCGUUGGAGCGAUGUGCGAUCGGGUGGCACAGGCGCCAUGUCGGUAGGAGCUGCAGUGGGAGCGGCUGGGGGUUCUGCUAUGAGACCUCCUCCUCCUAAAUUCACACUGUGUGGUACCAGUAGCGGUGGUAACAGUGGUAACAGCAAUGUGGUAACCACACUGGGGUCAGGAGGAGGGGCUGGAUUGGUGGGACUGGGAGGAGGCGUGUUGAGGGCAGCAGGAGCAGGGGCAGCAGGAGCAGGAGGAGCAGAGGGAAUGGUGUUUCGGUCGCGACUGACAGAGACGCUCACUGGAAGGCUCACAGAGGAUUGUAAUGGGCGGGAUGGGGGAGGGGCGAAGAGCCUAGCCGCUGGUGGUGCUGCCAAGAGUCUAACCGGUGGCACGUUCAUUGCUAUGCCCAAGCCAGGCACUGCCUCUUUCCUCUCAGGCACACCUGCUGGUGCUGCUAGCUCUGCUGCUGAUGGUGCUAACUCUGCUGCUAGUGCUGGUGGUUUGAUGCCUAGAGCACAAGCACCAUCGCUUGCUGCUCCCAAGGUAGUGGUUGCCCAAGGCGGUUGGAUCCGCGCUGGGACUGGUGGCAGUGGCAGCAGUAGCAGCAUCGCUAACUCCUCCUCGCUUUUGACUGCCGGGCUGACCAAUCCUGGUUCUGCUUCCUCCGCUACUGCUCCUUCUGCUCGUGCUUCUGCAGCUGGUGGUGCACCUGCUGCCCCUGCUGCUGCUGCUGCUGCUGCUUCUGCAGCUGCUGCUGGUGCUACUACCUCUGCUGCUGCUGCAGGUUCCUCCUUACCUAGGCCCUCGGCAACCCCUCAGGCAUCAACGGGUGUUGCUACUCUUAAGGAGUGGACAAAAGAGGAGACGGGUGGUGCAGGGAAGGCAGGCGUGCAAGGGAAUGGAGGGUUGGCAGCUGGUGGCACGUCUGCUGGGCUUGGCGGUAGAGCAAGAGCAGGAGGAGCUGGUACACAGACUGCUGCAGCUGCAAUUGCGGCAGCAGCAGCAGCGUCAGCAAAGGCUGCUGUUGCUGCUGCAAAAACGGUGGGGGCUGGACUUAAAUCCCGGAUUCCUGUGUCCAGCCAAGCAAGGGCACAGGUGGAGCCGAAGCAGAGCCAGCAGCAGCAGCAGCAGCAGCAGCAGCAGCAGAAGCGGAAGGGUCAGGAGGCAAGUGCCAGCCAGGAGAGAGUCCUUAGAAGCACUUUCAAAGCACGUGGUGCUGCUGCCAAUGCACCCAACUCUAGUACCGCCAAGGUGACUGCUGCUGGUGCUGCUGCUGCUGGUGGCAGGGCGCCUGCUGACUCCCAAACUGGCUUUACUCGCAGUUCAGUUAAGCAAGCAGCCAAGGAAAUUGCUGCUAAGCUCAUUUCAACCCCUUCUUCCUCCUCCACUCGCUUCCGCACUGCUGGGGUGUCUCACACAUCAGAAAUAAGUUCUCCAGCUUCCCGUAGCAUCACUGUAGCACCUCCCGUUACAGGCACCCCUCCAGACAGUCACAGCUCGCCGGCCAUUGCCUCUGGCCCCAUGUUACCAGCUCCAGGCAGCCAAUCAGGAGCGUUGUUACCUGGUAACCUGGACCAUGUGAUCUUAUCUCCUUCAGUAACUCCCAGGAGGUCUAAGAGGAAGAUAGCUCCCGGGGCUGGGACUAUCACGGCAGCAGCUGAAGCGGAGGGGAUACGGUCUUAUCAGAUGACUCCGGAUAGGAUAGAUUCGGAUGAGGAGGAUGAGGAUGAGGAGAGGGAGCGACGGGCGAAGAAACCGAUUCCUGCGUGGGCCAGGUCGUUAAAUGUGAAUGCACAAGUGCAGAAGCAGCAGAAAAUGGAUCCAGAUGUUCUCUUUGGCAGUUCCAACACCACAUGCAGCCUGAGAGAAGUGUUUGGCAUUACCAAGCGGGGCGUGGACCGGCGAGGUGACACGGGUGACUGGAGCCGGGACUGCGUAACUUGGGAGGAGGAGGUUGAAUAUAAGAAGCAGAUGGGUUUCUUGAAGGCAGACUGACUGUAGCUAUUAAUCUGAGGAAGUGUGGAUAGGCGUGUGAGCGAGGUGACUAGUCAGAUAGAAUUACGAGACUGCUCUUUGUAGUACUAAGUGUCAUGUAGGUGUGGACUGUAGGGCUCAAAUGGCAUGAUGAGACGUUUGAGUCAUGCCAAUAUGACUCUGGAACACGUGGUAAUUUAUACUGUGCCUCAUUCACACUCGAUGUGAAUUCGCGGCUUAAAUAUUUUUAU
Messenger RNA from Closterium sp. NIES-67, 10863 nucleotides. The record is from the annotation of a GenBank genome assembly. NCBI's taxonomy places the organism in Eukaryota, Viridiplantae, Streptophyta, Zygnematophyceae, Desmidiales, Closteriaceae.